AUGUCUCAGCCUGAUUCCCUUAGUUUAACGCUCCUAUUUAAGAAGCACAAGACCACUGUGCUACUGAUGCUCCCACCGACGACCACAAUUACUACCGCAAAAGAGUUGCUUCUCGGAUCUCUCCAAAGUCGCGGCCUUCAAGGGAUCAACGGCGACGUGAUUCCCGGCGACGCCUCGGAGAUCGAGUUCGGGGUGCCCGUGGACAAGAACGACCUCGAGAAGGGCUGGACGAGUCUGGAGCCAGACGUGCCGCAAGAACUUCUUACAAAGAGUGCAGGCAGAAAGUCUGCAGUGGGUCAAGGGACUCUGCAGGCAGCUGAGCUCAAAAACGGACAGUCGAUCGCAUUCCGGUUCCGGAAGCGCGGUGGAGAGGACACGCAGGAUGACACUGUGGAUGACCUCGAGGACCCCGGGUGGGAUGUUAUCCUGCCCAAAUAUGAGGAAGAGGAAGAGGAAGAGGAACUGAGCUGA
This is a messenger RNA of Aspergillus campestris IBT 28561, 471 nucleotides long. RefSeq lists its product as uncharacterized. Bases 1 to 471 code for a protein of 156 amino acids. The record is from RefSeq and is a predicted model, not a curated record. The transcript is spliced from 2 exons. Lineage: Eukaryota; Fungi; Ascomycota; Eurotiomycetes; Eurotiales; Aspergillaceae.